AUGCAACCCAGCUUAGGACUCCAAGUGAGUCUGGCCAGCCAGUUACCCACCCUGCAGGCUCACUCAGCAUCGACGCUCCCCGUCAAAGUGUCCGUUCACAACACGGGAAAUGAUCCAGUGACCUUCCUGCGAUGGGGGACCCCGUUUGAUCCCCGCGCGGCCGUCUCCGGUGUUUUCGAAGUCCGCGACACCACCGAUGGCAAAGUGCUGCCCCUGGAUGACCUCAAAAUGGCCCGGAAAAUGCCCCCCUCCCACGAGGAUCUCAUGGAGAUCCCCGGUGGAGAAAGUCUCGACAAGAUCGUUGAGAUCCCCGGACUAGAUCUGCAAGAGGGUCAUGAUUAUUCCAUUGUCUCCAAGGGUGUCUGGCAUGCCUUGUGGACGACGUCCAUGGUCAGCGUGACGGAGGAUCACCUUGCGGAUCUGUCGAGUGCGACUCGCGGUGAGUUCCGGUCGAAUGAAGCCCAUGUGAAGGCGGAAUAG
Molecule: messenger RNA, 480 nt
Organism: Penicillium diatomitis
Lineage: Eukaryota; Fungi; Ascomycota; Eurotiomycetes; Eurotiales; Aspergillaceae
Exons: 1
Coding region: 1-480 (159 amino acids)
Source: RefSeq, a predicted model, not a curated record